Messenger RNA from Lampris incognitus (smalleye Pacific opah), 3300 nucleotides. RefSeq names its product protein crumbs homolog 1-like. Gene Ontology annotation, biological process: Notch signaling pathway. Gene Ontology annotation, molecular function: Notch binding; calcium ion binding. The record is from RefSeq and is a predicted model, not a curated record. Lineage: Eukaryota; Metazoa; Chordata; Actinopteri; Lampriformes; Lampridae. Bases 1 to 3072 code for a protein of 1023 amino acids. The transcript is spliced from 8 exons.
AUGUUGAGAUUCAGUGUGCAUAUCUGGAUUUUAUGGUUGCUUCAUGCAGGCACUUUCUCUGAAGAAAACAUCAACAGAUGUGAACAGCAGCCAUGCCAAAAUGAUGGCAUAUGUGAGAGUCAAAAUGGAGCGUUCAGAUGCCUUUGCUCCCAACAGAGCCAAAAUGGGUACCUGUAUGGUGGGGAGACCUGCACAGUUGCACUUACAGGCUGUGAUGACAACCAUUGCAAGAAUGGAGGAAUAUGCACUCCGCGACUUGUAAAUGACAAGCACACUUAUUCAUGCUUCUGCCCAGCUGGCUUCACAGGCCCAAAAUGCGAGCUCCCCACUGUCUUCUCAUUUGAGACCCAUGGCUACAUGUACAUUGAAACUAAUCUUAAGGACCCAGAGGGCCCUCUUAACAUUAUGUUCAGUUUCAGAACAGGGUGGCCGGUGGGAACCCUCUUGCAGCGCAGAGCUGACGAUCUGCUCCUUACCAUCGAACUGAUGGAUGGCCAUCUACGCCUCAGCAGCCUGAGAGGCCAGGGGUCAAGCACACUGGUCCAGGAGCUUCCGGAGGUUGUGUCAAACAACAAAUGGCACACAGUGGAGGUAUUGCUGGGCAACGCGGUCAACCAGAUCAGGCUGCUCUGUGUUGAGGAGGGCUGCACCAGGGAUGCCAACGUAGAGAUCCAUCUGCUGGAACAAGGGUCUGAUCUCACCGAACCGGGCUCCAUCCACCAAAGCCUCUUCAUAGGAGCAGUGGGAGUGAGCUGGGGUUUGGAGAAAGCAGUCAAUGAAGCUGGCAAUUCUGCAGCUUUUCUGGGCUGCUUUCGAGACGUGUUUGUGGACUCACAACUAGUGGUGCCUGUUGCAAGCUCAGAAUCAAAUGCCCAGGCGAAUGUCACAAUGGGAUGCAGUGACAGAGAUAAGUGUGAUGAGAGUCCAUGUCAGAACCGAGGGCGCUGUGUGAGCCAGGGCUGGAGGAGCUACAUGUGUGAAUGCUACCGUCCAUAUGAAGGAACCAACUGUUCAGAAGAGUACAUUACUGCCAGGUUUGGAAGUGAAAACUUGGAGAGCUAUGCUGUCUUUUCAAUAGAUGACCAUUCCAUGGAUAUGAUGGCUGUGUCCAUGUUUAUCCGCACCAGACAGCCCAGUGGUCUGCUCCUCAUCCUGGCCAACAGCACCAGCCAGUACCUCCGCCUGUGGCUGGAGGAGGGCAGGGUCAAAGUUCAAGUCAACAACUUUGAGACAGUGGCAGGCUACAGCCUGGUCAGCGACGGCCACUUCCACCUGGUGACUGUUAAUCUGGAAGGUGAGAGUGCCAUCUUGUUUCAGUCAGCACAGAACCAGGGCUCCAUCCCCAUUAGACCUGUUCAUGCCCAUCCAGGGGACUUGGUUUAUGUUGGCGGCUUACCAGACUCAGCGGGUUCUGCUUCAUUUGGGGGUUACUUCAAGGGCUGUGUACAGGACCUGAGAAUUAAUAGCAAGCGACUGCAAUUCUACCCCAUUGCAACCUCGGUGGUCUCGUACAGCCUGGAGCAACUCAUCAGUGUUACCCAUGGAUGCAGCAGUGACAAUGCCUGUACUGUCAACCCAUGUCUGAACGGGGGCGUGUGCUAUUCCAUGUGGGACGACUUCACCUGUAACUGCCCCCCAAACACUGCGGGGAGACACUGUGAGGAGGUGAAGUGGUGUGAACUAUCUCCCUGCCCUGCCACUGCCGUCUGCCAGCCCAUCCCCCAGGGCUUUGAGUGUAUGUCUAAUGUUACACUUGGGAGUGAUAGUGGCAUUUGGUCCUACCGAGGCAAUGGGAGGAUCAAGUGUAGCCUCAGAAACGUCUUCCUCGGCCUCCGCACCAGGCAGUCUGACGCCACCAUACUGCAUGCAGAGAAGGGCUCUGACUACCUCACCAUCAGCAUCCAGGACUCCCAUCUGCACCUGGUGCUCCAGGCUGGGGCUCCAGAGGAUUCCCCCAAACUGACCUUGACAACCCACCAUCCGAUCAGCGAUGGGGUGUGGCACACCUUUGAGCUUGGCAUGGAAGACGAGAACCUCCAGAGCUCCAGGUGGACCAUGAUGGUGGACAGAGACAGAGAGGAGCUCCAUGUGUCAGACACUCCUGCUGGGAACCUGGACUUUCUGAGGGAGGGAACAGAUAUCCUCCUUGGGGGAUUGGGCCUCAAAGUUGGGGGGAAGCUAGUGGGGUGUCUGGGGCCUGUGAUGAUCGGAGGACUUCUUUUGCCUUUCCAUGGAGACACAGAGCUGAGCCUGCCCCGACCUCAGAAAGAGCAGUUUUUGAGGGUGAGCGGUAUCGCAGCACCACGCUACGGCUGCUGGGGAACCAGCGUGUGUGAACCCAACCCUUGUCAGAAUCAAGGCAUGUGCGAGGACUUGUUUGACCUGUUGCAUUGCACUUGUCCAUCUGGGUGGGCAGGGCCACUGUGCCAAGACCCAACGGACGCCUGCACCAACAGCCCCUGCGUCCACGGCAUCUGCAUCACACUGUUUGGGGGAUACGAGUGUGUGUGCGAGUUGGGUUACGGCGGUGUACACUGUGAGGAGGAGAUUGACGCAUGUGAGGAGAACGAGUGCAGCACGGGGGCCACGUGCCUCAGAGGAUUUCAGAAUUACGUCUGCCUCUGUCCUCAGAACAUGACGGGCCUAUAUUGCAAUGAGAAAAUUCCAGAAAUCCCAUGGUACUUCACGACAAUUCCCUUUCCUGAACUACCUGUAUCUGUGUGCCUGGGUACAAAAUGGAACUACAGCUGUUUCAAUGGAGGGAACUGCACUCAUGUGGACAACACCUGUGAUUGUCUGCCUGGUUUCAUAGGACAAUGGUGUGAAAGGGAUGUCGACGAAUGCGCAUCAGAGCCCUGCAUGAAUGGAGGCUUCUGUGUCAACCACUUAAACAGUUUUGAGUGCAUGUGUGAUUUGAAUUACUCGGGCAUCCACUGCCAAAUUGAUGUCAGUGACUUCUACUUCUAUCUCUUCUUGGCCCUGUGGCAGAACCUGUUUCAGAUUGUGUCGUAUCUCAUGAUACGCCUCGAUGACGGUCCAGAGAUCGACUGGGGGUUCAACUUAGAGGACUAGCGCCAUUUCUCAAAGUUACAAUAUAAGUGGACAAUUGGCAUUGCUUGAGGACCAAGUCUAUUUGCUCAGCAAACUAGGAGCUAUGCUCAAUUGCAGAAAGUUGUUCCCUUGUUUCUCAUUUUAAAACCCUUCUGUACCACUCAAAAUUGGAUUGAGUCAUAUCGAUGUUGCCACCAAGGCUGUGCUUUUAUGAGGCUACCUAUGAAAACAUCUCAGUAGAAAUCUUGA